CUCAAUUCUACUGGAGGCUGAAGCGACGCCAGCAUCAUCUACCGCGUUUCACGGACCUGCUACGAACCAUUUUCUCCCCAUUAACCUCUCUAGGGCACUUACACGAUUGAAGACCGCGCAUUCACGUCUCAAGUGAGAUCGGAGAUGGACGCCCAAGAACCGGCCCAAGUGGUGCAAAACGAGGUUCCGGCCGCAUACAUCUGUCUUGUCGACAGCCGGAGUCAAAAUCAAUCUCAGCAAUUGCUCCCCAUUUGGCAUCGAGACAUCUUCAAGAUUGGACGGGACCCACGAUCAAACACUCUCACAGUCGACAACGACCCAGACUAUUCCGUCUCGCGAAACCACUGUGAAGUUUAUGUCAUCACUUACGAGCCAACCAUCAACUAUAUCUACGUCCGCGAUCGAAAGUCGUCUAACGGAACGUAUGUCAAUGGUGACUUGAUCGGGAUAGGGCCAGGGAUAUCCCCUGGCUACCUACUGCAAGAUGGCGAUAGCAUUGAAAUCCGUCCCUACUGGACGUUCGUUGUCGUUCAAGAACGGCCACCGCCUCGCCAUGAUCUUGACAGCCUCCAGAUGGAGGAGUCCAAACUCUUCGAAGACAAGUAUGUCUUGACCAACCGCUGCCUCGGCCAAGGCGCGGAGGCGGUAGUUCAUUUGGCUAUCGAUACCGUAACAAAGAAGCAACUGGUUUGUAAGCUGGUUAACCUGGACAGACUCCAAGGGAAAAACGCUCAAGAGGAGUUACGACGCAAGUUUCAAGAGGCAGACAUCCUGCGACAACUGCGACACCCAAAUAUCCUGCGCUAUAUCGACACUAUUAGUUCCCCUCAUUCACUAUAUACCUUUACCGAACUGGCAGCGGGAGGUGACCUAAUGUCAUUCAUAUACCGCCAGGAUAUGGUCAAAGAGUUUGACUGUCGAAUCAUUAUCCGCCAGGUGGUUCGUGGCCUCGGGUAUCUUCACGACAAGGGCAUUGUGCACCGAGACCUCAAACCGGAGAAUAUCCUUUUGGCAUAUUCACCAAAAAUUGCAUACCAUCGAGUUAUGCUCGCAGACUUCGGAAACUCGGCCGUUCCCCAGCGGAGCAGGAUGGUUACGAAAGUUGGGACUGUGAAUUACCAAGCACCGGAGUUCUUAACAAAUACUCAAGCUCAUACGUCGGCUGUGGAUAUUUGGUCGCUGGGAAUCGUGGCUCUCGUCCUGCUGGCAUCCAGUUCCGACCCCGACAUUGAGGAUAUCAAUCGUCUGACUCAAAGCGACAUUGCGGAGUAUCUCAAGGGCACGUUUGCCAAAAUGCACAAGCAGCCAUCCCGUGAUGGCAAGAGCUUCCUCUGGUGCUGUCUACAGACAGUACCUCAGGCGAGGAUGAGUGCGGUCGGUGCGGAAUGUCAUAACUGGUUGUGCACUCCAGAUAAAUACCUUCAAUUCUUUCAACUGCUGGACAACAAAAUGAUGUCAGACUGGAAACCUCAAGACGAACUCAAGCCUAUGCCGUGGGAACUGCCUAACCUUAGGAGCAGCCCAAAAAUUGCAGAGAAGAAUGUCGAGCUUCGCUGCAGCCAGUAUUUUUCGACCGAUGCAGUGUUGCAGUCGCCAUCUGGGCCUCUCGAGACUGUUGACAAUUGCACUGGAUAUGAUCAAGUCAUAAAAUCGGACAAAAGUAUCGCUGAAGAAGUGAUAUCUUUUCCCAAGGUGUUGGUUCUGCGGCCAAAGUCACCAGCCAACACAACGGAUCCCAAGUCUGUGCCACGAGGAGAUAUCGGAAAGCAGUCCCAAAAAGAUGCCACAAAGCAACCGCGGUUACCUUGGAAGGGGUUUCUAAAGCCAAAACAUCCGGUCCAGCCCGAGUUUCGGGUCAGACGUAGGAAAGGCUCAAAAAUCAAGGCCCGUGAUGCCUUGCUUCCACUUCCUGGCCUUGACAGACACCUGAGACCCUCUCACAAUCGCCAUCAUCGACAACAGGUGCUCGAAAAGCUUGAAAAGUCGAAUACCAAGUUUCUUGUUGACGCGGAAGAUAUCAUCCCGAACACCCCUCCUAACGUGGCACCUCAAGUACUGACACCAAAGGCUCCUCGGGCGGAGAAGAGAGUACGCCAUGGGGUGGGUAAGUUGGAAGACCAAGAUCAGCUGCAUGUUCCGCGAAUCAACUUCCGCUGACCGAGCCACUCAAAGCUGAUUGAGACAUUGCGUUAUUGGCAAGGUCAAGAAACUUAAGUGGUGCAAUGUGGUGGUCAUACGGAGUGUUCAUUUCAUGGUCACGGCGUUUGGGGAAAAUGGGAAUUUUCAACACGGGAUGCUGGCA
Ilyonectria robusta is the source of this 2302-nucleotide messenger RNA. RefSeq names its product kinase-like domain-containing protein. The transcript is spliced from 7 exons. Lineage: Eukaryota; Fungi; Ascomycota; Sordariomycetes; Hypocreales; Nectriaceae. Gene Ontology annotation, molecular function: ATP binding; protein binding; protein kinase activity. The coding region runs from base 145 to 2157 and encodes 670 amino acids. Gene Ontology annotation, biological process: protein phosphorylation. The record is from RefSeq and is a predicted model, not a curated record.